AUGCAUUUCCCCAGUCGCGCCAAGGACAAGGCCACCGACCCUGUCGAGCCUAUCGAGGCUUCUCGCCAAACUAGCGACGCAGAAAAAGGCGUUCAUACGGACAACCCCCAUGAAAGGGCCACCGACGAAGAAAGCCUUUCCAGCAACGCACAAGCCGGUGUCAAAGCCGUCGAAGCAGCAGCAUCAGUAUGGACAAAAUACCAUCUCAUCGGCGCCUAUGUCAUCAUCUGGUGGAUCUACUUCGUCACCGCCCUCCAAGAAGUCGUCGUCCGCGCCAUGAACCCCUACGUUACCAGUGCCUUCCGUUUACACUCCCUCACAGCCGCCACAGGAAUCAUGUCCUCCAUCAUCGGUGGGCUGUCUAAGAUUCCUUUGGCUAAGCUACUGGACAUGUGGGGUCGACCUCAGGGGCUCUUGCUUUCACUGUGUGUCUGGAUGGUAGGAUACAUCAUGAUGGCUUCAUGUCAGAAUGUGGAGACAUAUGCUGCGGCUCAAGUCUUCUCGUCUACGGGAUCACAAGCGGUAUCCUAUAUCUUGACCGUCUUCAUCGCCGAUACAUCAACCCUCAAGAACCGCGCCCUUAUGCUCUCCUUCGCAACCUCCCCCUACGUAAUCACAACCUGGAUCGGUGGCCCAGUCGCCCAAUCCGUUCUCGCUGGCCCUGGCUGGCGCUGGGCUUUUGGUAUCUUCACCAUAAUCAUCCCUGUCGUCGUCGUUCCCCUCGCCGCUUUGGUCCUCUUCAACGAUCGCAAAGCGCGUAAACAAGGUUUACUCGAGCCACGCCGUAUCGACUGGAGCGCCGCAGCCAUCAAGAAGUUCUGUGUCGAUAUCGAUGCCGUCGGUAUACUGAUCUUAGUAGCGGGCAUGGCACUGUUCCUGUUACCAUUCAGUUUGUACAGCUACCAAGCAGAGAAGUGGAAGAGUCCUAUGAUUAUCGGUAUGAUUGUCGCUGGAUUCGUGCUACUAAUCGCCUUCCCUAUCUGGGAAAGGUUCUUCGCACCCGUCACCUUCAUCCCGUAUAAGUUACUCCUAGACCGAACCGUCUUCCUCGCUGGCAUCAUGUUCGUCUUUGUCUACUUCAACAGCGCGGUUUGGGGAUCAUACUUUGGAUCCAUGCUGCAGGUGGUUUGGAAUCUCAACGUAACCACUGCCAGCUACGUCCAGAGCAUUUACCGCGUUGUAUCCUGCUUUUGGUGCUUGGCGGCUGUUGGACCGGCGAUUAGGAUCACGGGACGGUUCAAGUGGGUUGCCGUGUUCUUUGCGCUGCCGAUUGACAUACUGGCGCUGGGACUAAUGAUUCAUUUCCGUCAGCCGGGGACGUCGGUGGGUUUCAUCGUUAUGACGCAGAUUUUCACAGCUGUCGCUGGAGGUAGCAUCGUUAUCGCCGGUGAGCUGGCUAUGAUGGCGCCUUCAGAUCAUCAGCACAUGGCUGUCAUCAUCGCCGUUCUCAACCUUUUCUGCUCUAUUGGGAGCGCGGUUGGAAGCACAGUCUCAGCGGCCAUCUGGACUGGAACCUUCUACAACAACCUCGUCAAGAACGUUCCGUCUGGUGUCAAUGUUGCGGAAAUCUACGCUUCAUUGCCGAAGCAGCUGUCGUACAAGUGGGGCUCGCCCGAGAGGACUGGCAUCGCACAGUCUUAUGCGGAUUCGCAGCGACUCAUGCUUAUCACAAGUAUUUGCAUGUUAUCGUGCGCUCUCGUUGCGGCUGCGUUCUGGCGCGACAUUAAUGUCAAGAACAUCAAACAGGUCAAAGGACGCGUCGUCUAA
Molecule: messenger RNA, 1767 nt
Organism: Alternaria atra
Lineage: Eukaryota; Fungi; Ascomycota; Dothideomycetes; Pleosporales; Pleosporaceae
Exons: 3
Coding region: 1-1767 (588 amino acids)
Biological process (GO): transmembrane transport
Molecular function (GO): transmembrane transporter activity
Source: RefSeq, a predicted model, not a curated record